Molecule: messenger RNA, 7879 nt
Organism: Salvelinus namaycush (lake trout)
Lineage: Eukaryota; Metazoa; Chordata; Actinopteri; Salmoniformes; Salmonidae
Product: fatty acid synthase-like
Exons: 34
Coding region: 205-5970 (1921 amino acids)
Biological process (GO): fatty acid biosynthetic process
Cellular component (GO): cytoplasm
Molecular function (GO): oxidoreductase activity; fatty acid synthase activity; phosphopantetheine binding
Source: RefSeq, a predicted model, not a curated record
UAGACGCGAGAGAAAUUAGAAGGGUUUGGCAGGGAACGGAAGCAGGGACACACACUGACACAGGCAAGCGCACUCUCAACGACGGAAGAUAAGGGAUUUUCGAGGAACAUUUUGCUAACCGUUUCCUCACUAACAUUUCGCAAUCCUUUUGGUGUUUUCUACGGAUAUUAAAACACCUAACUACUGUAACCCUUCCUUCCCAGGAUGGAGGAGAUUGUUGUAGCAGGGAUAUCGGGCCGGCUUCCUGAGUCGGACAACCUGGAGGAAUUCUGGGAGAACCUCUUCAAUGGGGUUGACAUGGUAACAGAAGAUGACCGACGGUGGAAGCCAGGUCUGUAUGGUCUUCCCAAGAGGAACGGCAAGCUGAAGGAUAUCAGCCGGUUCGAUGCUGCGUUCUUCGGGGUCCAUCCCAAACAGGCCCACACCAUGGACCCUCAGCUUCGCCUCAUGCUGGAGAUUGCCUACGAAGCCAUUGUAGACGGAGGUCUGAACCCGACAGAGCUGCGUGGCAGCAGGACAGGUGUUUACAUUGGGGUGAGCGGCUCGGAGGCGGGCGAGGCCUUCAGCAGAGACCCCGAGGAGUUGCUAGGAUACAGCAUGACGGGCUGCCAGCGUGCCAUGUUUGCAAACCGUCUGUCCUACUUCUUUGACUUCAACGGCCCUAGCACAGCAAUCGACACUGCCUGCUCCUCCAGCCUAUUGGCUUUGGAGAACGCCUUCAACGCCAUUCGCCACGGACACUGUGACUCCGCCCUGGUAGGAGGGGUCAACCUGCUGCUCAAGCCAAACACCUCGGUGCAGUUCAUGAAGCUGGGCAUGCUCAGUCCGGACGGAACCUGCAAGUCCUUCGACUCCUCAGGAAACGGGUACUGUCGUUCAGAGGCUGCGGUGGCGGUGCUUUUGACCAGACGCUCCAUGGCUAAGAGGGUAUACGCCACGGUACUCAACGCUGGUAACAACACUGACGGAUACAAGGAGCAGGGUGUGACGUUCCCUUCAGGUGAGAUGCAGCAGCGGCUGGUACGUUCUCUCUACCAGGAGGUCAACAUCACACCUGACCAGGUGGAGUACAUAGAGGCCCACGGCACCGGGACCAAGGUCGGCGACCCACAGGAAGUGAAUGGGAUUGUCAGUGUGUUCUGUCAAUCAAAGCGUGACCCGCUGCUCAUUGGGUCCACCAAGUCCAACAUGGGCCACCCAGAGCCCGCCUCUGGCCUGUCUGCUCUGGCCAAGGUUGUGUUGUCUCUGGAGCGAGGUGUGUGGGCUCCCAACAUCCACUACAACAGCCCCAACACCGACAUCCCUGCCCUUAGUGACGGCCGCCUCCGCGUCGUCAACGAGCCCAUACCAGUCCGCGGCGGCAUCGUUGGGAUCAACUCCUUCGGAUUUGGAGGCUCCAACGUUCACGUGAUCCUCCGCCCCCCUGGUUUUGACACCCCAAAAAACGCCAAAGAUCUUGGGGGGAGCCCCUUUGAGUCCUCUCCAGUACCCAGGCUCCUUCAGGCCUGCGGGCGCACAGAGGAGGCUGUCUCCACCCUCCUCAGCAAGGGGAAGGAACACUCGGACAAUGACAACUUCCUGUGUCUGCUGAACGAGGUGUCUGGGGUGCCCACAGCGGGGAUGCCCUACAGGGGCUACGCUCUGAUUGGCUCCAAGGAUGAUGUCACAGAGGUGCAGAAGACUGAGGCCACGCCCAGACCACUGUGGUACGUCUGCUCAGGUAUGGGCACCCAGUGGGGUGGGAUGGGCCGCAGUCUGAUGCAGCUGCCAGAGUUCCGGGAGUCCAUCUUGCGUUCGGACUUAGCAUUGAAGGACACGGGGAUGUGUGUGUCCAGUCUGCUCAUGGAGGCUGAUGAGAGCACCUUCGAGGACACCAUCCAAGCCUUCGUAGGCCUCGCUGCCAUACAGAUCGCCCAGAUUGACCUGCUCCAGAAGCUGGGUCUGCAGCCAGACGGCAUUGUGGGCCACAGCGUGGGAGAGCUGGCCUGUGGCUAUGCCGACGGAUCCCUCAGUCACAGUGAGGCUAUCCUGGCAGCAUACUGGAGAGGGAGGUCCAUUAACGAAGCUAACCUGCCCCCUGGUGGCAUGGCUGCAGUCGGUCUGACCUGGGCAGAGUGUAAGGCACAAUGUCCCCAGGGUGUGGUUCCAGCCUGUCACAACGCUGAAGACACCGUCACCAUCUCUGGCCCUGCGGAGGCAGUGAGUCGGUUUGUAUCAGAGCUGAAGGAGAGUGGUGUGUUUGCCAAGGAGGUUCGUAGUGCUGGUGUAGCCUUCCAUUCUUACUACAUGGCCUCCAUCGCUCCCGCCCUGCUGGCUGCUCUCAAGAGGGUGAUCAAGGAGCCUAAGCUGAGGUCUUCCAGGUGGAUCAGUACAUCUAUCCCCCAGAAGGACUGGGACAGCCCGCUGGCUCUGUACUCCUCAGCAGAGUACCAUUGUAAUAACCUGGUCAGCCCUGUCCUCUUCCAGGAGGGCCUGAGCCUGGUGCCUGAUAACGCUGUGGUUGUGGAGAUAGCACCACACGCUCUGCUGCAGGUUAGACUACACGCUAUAGACAGCACCACACGCUCUGCUGCAGUCUUGGGUAAGAUGGUGGCCCUGUGGAUGGUGACGUCCUCGAAGAUGGUAGCUGAGGUGGAUCCUCCAGAACCAGCAGGGAAGUCCUCAGCCUUGGGUACGUCCCAGGUCUGGGUGUGGUCCCACUGCACCAGGGGGGAGAUCAGAGGGGUGCCCGCGGGCACCGGGUACUCCACGGGCGGGUACAGCUGCUUACUGUCCACGUUGAUCCUGGACACAAAGGAGAGAUGCUUGCUCUCUCUCUCUCUCUGUCUCCCUCUCUCUCUCUCUCCCCACAGGUGUGCAUUUGUGUCCAACCUGUGUGAGUCCACUGUGGCGCCCACCCUGCAGCCUACCCAUAGUUCCAUGAGGUCUGUGCUGGAGGGAGACCUGUGUAUGAACGUGUUCAGGGAUGGACACUGGGGAAUGUUCAGACACCAGCUCAUCUCUCAGGAUCUGAGUGAGGAGUUGACAGAGCAGGCGUACGUUAACGUGUUGACCCGGGGUGACCUCUCCUCCCUGCGUUGGAUCGCCUCGCCCCUCCGUCAUUUUGUGGCGAGCAGCCCCCACGUGCAGCUGUGUCGCGUCUACUACAGCUCCCUCAACUUCAGAGACAUCAUGCUGGCCACCGGGAAGCUGCCACCGGACGCCAUCCCAGGUGACCUGGCCCUGCAGCAGUGCAUGUUGGGUAUGGAGUUCUCAGGUCGUGACCCCAGCGGUAGGCGUGUGAUGGGGCUGUUACCUGCUAAAGGCCUGGCCACUUGCGUCGACGCUGACACACGCUUCCUCUGGGAUGUCCCAGACAGCUGGACCCUGGAGCAGGCCGCGUCGGUGCCAGUGGUCUAUGCUACAGCCUACUACUCGCUGGUGGUGCGAGGCAGGCUCCGCCCAGGCGAGAGUGUUCUCAUCCACUCAGGGUCAGGGGGCGUUGGCCAGGCUGCCAUCGCCAUCGCACUCAGUCAGCGCUGUAGGGUUUUUACUACUGUUGGUUCAGCAGAGAAGCGUGCCUACCUACAGGAGCGUUUCCCCCAGCUCACCGCUGAGUCCUUCGGCAACUCUAGAGACGCCACCUUCGAACAGCACGUCCUGCUACACACACAGGGAAAAGGAGUGAACAUGGUGUUGAACUCCCUGGCUGAGGAGAAACUGCAGGCCAGUCUUCGCUGUCUGGCCCGACACGGACGCUUCCUGGAGAUCGGCAAAUACGACCUAUCCAACAACUCCCCUCUGGGAAUGGCUCUCUUCCUGAAGAACGUGGCGUUCCACGGAAUCCUACUGGACGCCCUGUUUGAGGAGGGGAACAGGGAGUGGGAGGAGGUGUCCCAGCUGCUGAAGGAAGGCAUUGUGGGAGGUGUAGUCAAGCCCCUGAGGACUACAGUGUUUGAGAGAGACCAGGUGGAGGAGGCCUUCAGAUACAUGGCCCAGGGAAAACACAUCGGCAAAGUCCAGCUGCAGGUGCGUUCUGAGGAGAUGGGUAAUGGUACCCAGGCGGUGGGCUCGCCCCUCUCCCUCCCCGCCAUCUGCCGUACCUUCUGCCCCGCCUCCCACUCUUACAUCAUCACCGGGGGACUGGGUGGCUUCGGGCUGGAGCUCGCCCAUUGGCUGACGGAGAGGGGCGCCCGCAAACUGGUGCUCACCUCCAGAUCGGGCAUCCGCAACGGUUACCAGGCCAAGCGUGUGCGGGAGUGGCAGGGGAUGGGCGUGCAGGUGCUGGUGUCCACCAGUGACGUCAGCACCCAGGAGGGGGCAGAGCAACUCAUUAACGAGGCCUGCAGGUUGGGGCCUGUGGGAGGAGUCUUUCACCUUGCCAUGGUGUUGAAGGAUGGUAUGCUAGAGAAUCUGACUCCUCAGCUGUUCCUGGAUGUCAACAAACCCAAAUACAACGGCACCCUCCACCUAGACAAUGUGACCAGAAAGAUGUGUCCAGACCUCAGUUACUUCGUAGCCUUCUCCUCUGUGAGCUGCGGCCGCGGCAACGCCGGCCAAAGUAACUAUGGUUACGCCAACUCCGCCAUGGAGCGCGUGUGUGAGCAGCGGCUCCACGAUGGCCUGCCUGGAUUGGCUGUCCAGUGGGGCGCCAUUGGUGACGUGGGCGUUGUCCUGGAGACCAUGGGCGGUAAUGACGUGGUGGUGGGUGGGACUCUCCCGCAGCGCAUCACUUCCUGUUUGGAGGUGCUGGACCGCUUCCUGUGCGAGCGGCGUCCGGUGAUGUCGAGCUUCGUGCUGGCCGAGAGGAGCGUGGUGAAGAGCGAAGGAACAGGACAGAGAGACCUGGUGGAGGCUGUUGCUCAUAUACUGGGUGUACGUGAUGUCAGCAGCCUGAACGCUGAUGCCUCAUUGGCUGAUCUCGGUCUGGACUCUCUGAUGGGCGUGGAAGUGCGUCAGACACUGGAGCGCGACUACGACAUUGUCAUGGCGAUGAGGGAUAUCCGACAGCUCACCAUCAACAAGCUCAGAGAGCUGUCAAGCCAACCGGCAGGAACAGCAGAGUCCCGUCAGUCUCCGGUGAAGAAGGGAGGAGUGCGUUCUCUGUUGGAGUCGGACCUCAGUUUGAUGCUGGUCAACCCAGACAGCCCCACGGUCUCACGUCUCAACGAGGUGCAGAGUGUUGAGCGCCCGCUGUUCCUGGUCCACCCUAUAGAGGGCUCCAUCGCUGCCUUCCGAACGCUCACCGCCAAGCUCAGUGUUCCCUGCUACGGCCUGCAGUGCACUAAAGCUGCUCCUUUGGACAGUAUCCAGUCUCUGGCUGCAUACUAUGUGGAGUGUAUAUCUCAGGUGCAAUCAGAGGGUCCGUACCGGAUCGCCGGAUACUCCUUUGGAGCCUGCGUGGCCUUUGAGAUGUGUUCUCAGCUGCAGGCACAGGGUAGGACCGUAGAGUACCUCUUCCUUUUCGACGGAUCACACUCCUACGUCGCCGCUUACACACAGAGCUACAAAUCCAAGCUGACCCCUGGUAAAGAGUCAGAGGCAGAGACUGAAGCUAUGUGUGCCUUCAUCCAGCAGUUUACUGGCAUCGAGUACAGCAAGUUGUUGGAGACCCUCCUCCCUCUGUCUGAUCUGAAAGCCCGUGUCAACAUGGCGGUGGACCUCAUCACCUCCAGCCAUAAGAACGUCAGUAAAGACUCCCUGCGAUUCGCCGCCACCUCAUUCUACUACAAACUCAAGGCUGCCGACGGUUACGUCCCGGCAACCAAAUACCAUGGCAACGUCACCCUGCUCCGCGCCAAGGCCAGCAGCGACUACGGAGACAACCUGGGGGCCGACUACAAACUGAACGAGGUGUGUGAUGGUAAGGUGUCGGUUCACGUCAUCGAGGGAGACCACCGCAGCUUCCUGGAAGGAGAGGGGGUUGAGUCUAUCAGGAGCAUCAUCCACAGCUCAUUGGCCGAGCCACGCAUCAGUGCCCGAGAGGGUUAGACUAGUCCCGCACAUUCCCAGCCCUCUCUCCCAAUAGCAUCAACUUCUCCUAUCAUCAAAUCUAAACCCCAUUGAUCAAUACAUAUAAUGGACGCAAUCCCCCACCAAUUAAAGCUCGUCUCGUUGCCACAGGGUAUGUUCCCAUGGGAACAAAACGUGCUGUAUGUUAUGCUACCAAUAAGGUCCUCUCUUUUUUAUUUAUUUUUUAUCCUGUCUCUUUAUCAUGUUUGGAACGGUAGAAUACAUGUCCAUACUGAUAAUCCUGCUACAACUGGAAACACGCUGGCUCAACCCAAUAGCUAGCCUAGCAUGUGAGCCUGGCUGUGUUGCCAACUGACUAGUGACUAGAUAACCUAGCUGCUGUGUUAUGAUACUGCUAAACGGUGUGUCGUUACCUUGAUGAUAAAGCUGUGUGGGUCGACCCUUUUAUCUACUCACGGUGUGUUUGUGUGUGUAUUUGCAUGUUUUAUCUUAUGCCAAACCCUAGCAGUGCCCUAAUGAUGCAGACAUAGGUCUGUUCGACCUGGACGUUUUCUCCUGUCUCUUUCACAUGUCUAACACCUGUUCAAGCUCUGUACCUGUUACCAAGUGUGACGUUGACAUUGAUACAUGGUUGUCUGUGUUUGGGUAGGUUUUAUUCUGUUUGUUUUGCAUCAGGGUUUGUUUACCAGAUUUGGUCAGAAGUGAAGUUUUGAUCCCUAUUUUAGUAGAUUUUGAUGUGUUUUGUUGCCUUGCAGAGAUGGUGACUGUUGUAGUAUUGUUACACUGGUCUACUUAAGGUAGGUUCACACAGUGACGUGCAUAAGACUCCUCAACUUGAGAACUAAAGGUGUUACUGUCGCUACAAGGAAAUGGAUAAAGUGUUUGACUGAUGCCGUAUUUGAUCACGUUAAUGACUUUAUUACCUAUUCAGCUGUUUCCUAGACUCCAUGUCUUCCCAGUUAAGAACUGAACCUUUGGAAAACAACAGUAUUCUUCUGGGUUGAGAUGUGUCUGUGUGUGUUUUCUUUCCUGUGUGAGUACACCUUUUUAAGAGGACUGAUUAGAUAUCUACAGUUCACGUUUCUAUGAUGUCGGGUUCUUUGACAGAAAAAAAGUCAUUUAAUUUGCUGCUGUUUAAAAAUGUAUGAUGUUCUAUGUGACUACAAUGGAUUACUAAAUUAACAUUGUUGUCUUUUCCUUAAAUGGGAAGACAUUUUCCAACAUUCCUGAAAUAUUGUUACACAAGACUCAUUUUAAAUAUUUGAAUAUUACUGCUGUCAACAUGCAAUGCUUUAAAACUCGUUGGCACUUAUUUGAAAGGAAUUUGAGCAAUAGUCCAGUAUUUGGGUAGUGCCAUACAAAUGAUGUCCUGCUAAACCUAUGGUCGUGUUCACUAGGGCACAACGUAGCAAAAUGCUUUGCAACUGAAGAUGAGCGUUCAUUUUUGGUGCCCACUGAACAUGACCAGAUUUGACUGUCUCACUGAAAGAGUAGUAGUUUGUCCAAGCUUCCAUUUUGUUUGUAAUGUGGAAUCAUUGAUCUGAAGAACGGGCCUUGUUGAGGAGUAGGUAGAAUUGACCCCUAACCACUAGUCCAGAAACAGAUAUUUUACUGUCCUCCCGUUAGGACUGUUGGGAGGGUAAUCUGAUCCUAUUGUAGAUCUGUGGUUACGAGGCAACUUUAUACUUCUAUCUGUUUUUGACUCCCAUGAUCUUUGCUGUCCCCUAAAGGUCCUCUAAGAUCUUGGGUCCAAUCCCAGAAUGCAACAGACUGACCUGACUUCUGAGACUUCUAAUCAGGUCUAUGAAGAGUCGGGUGACUAAUUUGAACCCUGUGAUUGGCUGCAGUAAAAAGGAGGAGGAAAUUGACGAUGUGCUUCUCUAGUUGUAUUUAUUGUAUUAGUCCAAAUAAAGAGGUAUCACUAACA